Messenger RNA from Hydractinia symbiolongicarpus, 2262 nucleotides. RefSeq lists its product as uncharacterized. Gene Ontology annotation, molecular function: single-stranded DNA binding; double-stranded DNA binding; 3'-tyrosyl-DNA phosphodiesterase activity. The coding region runs from base 648 to 1442 and encodes 264 amino acids. The record is from RefSeq and is a predicted model, not a curated record. The transcript has 4 exons. Gene Ontology annotation, biological process: single strand break repair; double-strand break repair; G protein-coupled receptor signaling pathway. NCBI's taxonomy places the organism in Eukaryota, Metazoa, Cnidaria, Hydrozoa, Anthoathecata, Hydractiniidae. Gene Ontology annotation, cellular component: nucleus; membrane.
UCGACAUUCAUAAAUUUGUUUAUGGUAAAAAACUUUUAAAGUGUAAUAUGUAUGAAGCAUUUAUUAGAAUAACAUUAUAAGAUUUUUUCACGGCAAAUCCAUUUUAUUAAAUUUAGACAAGCUUUCGGUGGUAACAAUUCUUUAACAGUUAGUCUUCUUAAUUUCUUGGUAUUCACCGGUGUAUGUCGACCACAUGAUAUGCGUUUUGAUACUCUAAUUAAUCUGUGUUCUUUAUUAGUUUUGCCCUUUUCUGAGAAAAAGUGAUUCUAGCACUAAAAAUUGCUAACUCCUUAAAGUUGCAAAAUGUGAUUAAUAUAGGUAAAAGUACAAUGAAAAGGAUACAGGUGAUAAAACUGUGCAACUCUCUCAUAAAUUAAUCAAUAAUACCUUUCAAUAAAACGUAAGAUAUCAACGUUUUUUUAUUGAAAACGACGCACCACCUAGCUUUCAUCAUAAAUUCAUUUCAAUGUAAUAUUUCAAACUUUUUAUGUGCAUCUUUUGUUCCGAUUUCGUUUGUACCUUCCGCAGCUGCUUCUUUGAAUAUAUAUAUUUUUUUAAUUUAAUUUGAUAUAUAUACAUAAGCUGCAUAACGCACAUACAUCACCUUUGACUUAAGAAAGGUCAACAGAAAGGACAUACAUUUAAGAAUGAUAAAUAAUUCGUCAAAUUUUUCAUCAUGCGAUUGGCUUAUUGUCGAAAUUAUAGGUAUUGCUGACGUAAGCAACACAGAAAAAUGGGUCUUGUUUGGUGCUUAUGUUUUAGUGUCGAUGUUGAUAGUUUUUCUUAAUGCAGUAUUGAUUACAAAGUUGUUGAAGCGAAAAAGAGCAAAGAGUGAUAAUCUCUUUCUUAUAUUAUCCAUAUCUGAUUUUUUUGUUGGUGCUGUUUCAUUGCCAGUACAGUCGAUAGAAUUUGUAGUAGAACCUCAAGUAAACUGCUUAAUUCAUCCGUUGAUUGAAUUUUUCACAUUUUUUCUAUUUUCAUUUUCGUGGGUUUUGACAGUUCUAAUAUCUAUGGACAGAUAUGUUGCCAUUUUAGUUCCACGUGUUCACAGAUUUUGCAAGAAGACGAAUUUCACCUACAAGUUGUUAAUUUUUGUGUUCCUUGCAUGUACCGUUUAUGGUGCCGUUAUAAGUUGGAAGAAAAAAAUACUUCAAAUGUCAAUUCAGCCAAAGAGUCAUUUCAAUAUCCUAUAUUUGUUAGUCGCUGCGAGACUUCCGAUACCAUAUGGCACUCAUCACACUAAAAUGAUGUUGUUGUUGUAUACAAACGGAUUACGUAUUGUAAUUCACACAGCCACCUUGGUGGAGAAUGAUUGGUUUCAAAAGACGCAGGGUGUUUGGAUAAGUUCAAAUUUUACAAAAUUGUCAAAACUCGAAUCAUUCUUCCUUGUAGGUAAAUUUUUAGAUUUAAUUUUAAUACAAAAGUUCCAUCAAGCAAAGUGACAACGAAUUAAUAGCUAUUAAAUGUUGUGUUUUUUAAAAAUGAAAUUUGUGUUGAAUAUGUGAUUCGAACAUUAGAUCACAUCAAGUAGUGAUCUGGUUUCCAUUCAUUAUUUUGUUGUUUUUGUGCACCCACAUAUAUGCCAAUUGAAGAGUGUUUAAAAUUUACUAGCCGCAUUAUUUAGCAUGCUGGUGCAGUCAGAGUUCAAGAAAAUUUAGAAAAAGUGUUCAUACCUGAGUCCAUAUCAAUUAGCACAUUUGUAUUUGACAAAGAUAUGGGGAAUUUAAAAGGUAAUUUAUGACGUCACCACCAGGCGAUUCCAAAACGUUACCUAGCUUUAUGGAGUUAGUGCUAUUUUGGUUCCAGGAGAUUGGGAGUUGUCACCAGUUAUUUUUACCUGUAUUUGAGUUAUUUAGGCUCAACUCAUAAGUGCCAUGGAAUGGCUUCGCUGAAGGACUGUUAGUCUAAUGCAUUGCCGUUAGGCCACAUUAUCAAAAGAAUUAACAAACGGACAUAUUUUUUCAGCUAUUUAAAAGAAAAUAAACUCAUCCACCUUGGCCGUGCAUACACACAGAGCAUAUUGAUAUACGAUAAAAUCUUGAAAAAAGUGUUUGUUUAAUUUCUUUGCUGCAGCCGAAGCUAAAUGCUAUAUUAAAGGAAUUGCAAAACUACAAGACAGGAAUUGCAUUUAAUUAUUACCUUUAGAUUUUUUUAAGGAAAAAGUGUGCAGAAUUCAAUAACGUUAAUUAUCGUUAAUUGAGGCAAAUUAUUAAAAUGCACCUGCAGGUGGAGCGAAGGAUGGAAUAACUGACAAAAUGAUUU